Molecule: messenger RNA, 453 nt
Organism: Xylaria bambusicola
Lineage: Eukaryota; Fungi; Ascomycota; Sordariomycetes; Xylariales; Xylariaceae
Exons: 4
Coding region: 1-453 (150 amino acids)
Source: RefSeq, a predicted model, not a curated record
AUGUCGAUCCCCACCUCAACCUCGGUCAAGGAGUCCGCCGUCAUCAAGGCUCCUCUGAGCCAUGUGUGGCAUCACAUCAAACUCCAAAACUUCAGCAACUUCUGGACCGCCCUCAAGUCCAGCGAGUUUGUCAAGGGUGCCAACGACGAGGCCGAUGUCGUUCACUGGACCUUCAAUGACGGCACCGAGCUCGACGUGAAGCAGGAGGAGCACAGCACCAUCAACCACUACAUUACAUACAGCGUUAUCACCGCCAAACCUAACCUCACAUACACCUCGGUCCUAUCCACCAUCCGAUGCUACGCCGUCACUUACGGCGAGCUUGAGGGCUGCACCUACAUCGAGUGGUCUGGUAACUUCUCGAGCGAUGCCGAUGCCGGUGUUAUCGAAGAUGCCAAGUUUAAGCGUCGUGAUGCCCUGGCUGACUUGGCCAAGGUUGCGGCGAAGAAGUGA